GGUCCUAUCCUACAAAUCAGUGCGAUCUGUAAUUGCAAUAAUCCAGUCACGCAAAUGAACUACAGCUAGCGAACCUUAGCUAAUAUUUGCAGUUUCUGUUUACGCAUUUUUUAUUAUUUAGUAAAAUGCUUAAAGUCCGAGGUUACAUUGUUUCUGUUCUGCUUAUUACUUUUCGAUGCAAGAACGUUUUCUCACAGACAACAGCCGUACCGACGAGUUGUUCUGCCAAGUCCAGUACAAGCUGUGAAGAAUGCCUUUCCAAUGUUUCUUGUUUAUGGUGCAUUACCAGUCAGAAGUGCAUCAACUAUCCAGUGCGGACUGUCUUUCCUCCACGCAGUGUGUGCCCCCUCAGUGAUGCUCGGUGGGGGAAGUGUUGGGUGAACUUCCAGGCUCUCAUCAUUGCUCUGUCUGUGAUUGCUGGAGUAAUCAUCACUGCAGCUCUCAUCUGCUGCUUCUGCUGCUGCAAGUGUGAAAACAUUGGGUCAAAAAGAACUGACGAGAGGCUGGAGAGACAAGCUGACCUGAGACGAGUUCAGCAAGAGGAGAGGAAAGCCCAGAUGAGAUCAAGACAUGAUGAAAUUCGUAAGAAAUAUGGUUUGACAAAGGAUAAUCCUUACUCCAGAUUCGAGAACACCUAAGCAAACCCCUGCCAGUGUUCAGCACUCCCGUGGAAACUGAUUCUCUGCACUGAUGUUUGUUUCUCUUCUCUUGUCUUAGAAUUUACAUGUUCGCAUUUUGAUUUCUUGCCUCAUACAUUUGUGUAGCUUAUACCAAAGUGCAACUAUAUAUCUGAAUCUUGCUAUUGAGCCUUAACCUUUUGUACUGUAAAGCGUUGUGAAGCAUUUCUGUAUGAUGGUGAGUGUCUUAACCUUCAGACAGCAGGUUAAUACUGAAUUCUCUCACCAGCUUAUUGCUGCAUUAAGGACCUCUGUUCAAAAUGUAGAAACAGGACGCUUCAGACAGGUCCUUUAUCAGCUGUGUGAGCAAAGUGCUUCUGAAAUGGUAGGAGGAACAAAGCCAAUUAUGUGUUUACAAGCUCCAAAUUUGCAAAAUAUAUAUUUUUUAAAAAAGAUUUUUUUUUUACAAUUGUAGCUUACAUGCAGUAUAUAAGUCCUUGUUUAGCCGGAGUUUUUGCUCGCGAGCUGACUGACCGUUGCCAUGUGCGCAUAUGUGUAGUAGGUUUCUGUGUACCAGCUGUAAACAUGCGUUGAUGGUUAUCAGUGAAGACCACUUUGCUGUCUGUGAAUCCUUCCAAUAAUCAUAGCGUUGUAUGAAUG
Molecule: messenger RNA, 1277 nt
Organism: Electrophorus electricus (electric eel)
Lineage: Eukaryota; Metazoa; Chordata; Actinopteri; Gymnotiformes; Gymnotidae
Gene: pttg1ipb
Product: PTTG1 interacting protein b
Biological process (GO): protein import into nucleus
Cellular component (GO): cytoplasm; nucleus
Source: RefSeq, a predicted model, not a curated record